Messenger RNA from Cavenderia fasciculata, 360 nucleotides. RefSeq lists its product as uncharacterized. The transcript has 2 exons. NCBI's taxonomy places the organism in Eukaryota, Evosea, Eumycetozoa, Acytosteliales, Cavenderiaceae. The record is from RefSeq and is a predicted model, not a curated record. The coding region runs from base 1 to 360 and encodes 119 amino acids.
AUGGCAAUUGAAAUCAUCAACUUUAACCAACUCAUCCAAAGACAAUCUUUGGAUAGAUUCCCAAACACACUAUUCCCAACCAACUAUUACUACAUUGUAUUUUGUAUCAUUGUUUUCUUAUAUACCAUCCAAAAGCGUGACAAGAAGUCGUCAAGUCGCUUUAUGGACAUUCUCUCAUCAACUCAAUCAAUCAGUAUUUUACAAAAUGUUUGUAAAAAUCCAGCUUUAUCUCUGACUAGAGAUAGAUUGAGUUGUAAUCGUUUGAGUGUCAGACUGGACGAGAUGGCAUUAAAAAGUGGAUUGAACUUUUCGGAUGUAAAGUCAAGAGUUAAAUGUUCUAGUGUCCUUGGUAAACAUUGA